Messenger RNA from Phalacrocorax carbo (great cormorant), 4099 nucleotides. The record is from RefSeq and is a predicted model, not a curated record. NCBI's taxonomy places the organism in Eukaryota, Metazoa, Chordata, Aves, Suliformes, Phalacrocoracidae.
CGCUCUCUACGCCCCUUCUCGCCCGUGCGGCAGCAAAGGGCUCUAGGGACCCCCUCCCCGGCGUUAGGCGGGGGCGAAAGCCCAGGGCUGGCCCGGGACGGCUUGGCAGCGCCGCGGAGGCGGGGAGGGGAGGGAAAUCCCCUGGAUCCCCCGGCCUCCGCGCGGGAAGGCUCCGCGUUAGUCAGCGGGACCCCUCCCCUGUGCCGGCGCUCGGCUUCGCCACGGCAGCGCCGCUCCUCGCACAGGCCGGCCGCGCCGCCGACGGGACGCGGCGCCUCCGUGAGGCGCGGAGGCUGAGGGGGGGAUGGAGGGGCCCGCGCUGCACCCCGCGGGGCUCUGCGCCGCGGCCGCCCUCCCUCGGGGCGGCGAGGUGGGCUGCCGGCGGGCUGCGUGAGGCGGCCCGAGUCGCCCCGGGUGCUCCCGCCGCUCCCGCCCCGAGCGGGGAAUGAGAGGCGGCGCCGUGGGGCUGCCGGAGCCUGUUGGGACCCACCAUGCGGGAGCUGGCGAUCGAGAUCGGCAUACGGGUCCUGCUCUUCGGGGUCUUCGUUUUUACAGAAUUUUUGGAUCCAUUCCAGCGGGUUAUCCAGCCGGAAGAGAUCUGGCUAUAUAAAAAUCCUUUGGUGCAAUCAGACAACAUACCUACGCGUCUUAUGUUUGCAAUUUCAUUCCUUACACCACUAGCGGUCAUUUUUGUGGUGAAAAUAAUCCGGCGAACAGACAAGACUGAAAUUAAAGAGGCUUUCUUAGCUGUUUCCUUGGCUCUAGCUCUGAAUGGCGUCUGCACAAAUACUAUUAAAUUAAUAGUAGGAAGACCGCGUCCCGAUUUCUUUUACCGCUGCUUUCCAGAUGGAGUAAUGAACUCUGAAAUGCACUGCACAGGUGAUCCAGAUCUGGUGUCUGAAGGCAGAAAAAGCUUUCCGAGUAUCCACUCUUCCUUUGCAUUUUCAGGCCUUGGCUUUACCACCUUUUACUUAGCUGGAAAGUUACACUGCUUCACGGAAAAUGGCCGAGGGAAGAGCUGGCGACUUUGUGCAGCAAUUCUCCCACUCUACUGUGCCAUGAUGAUUGCCCUGUCACGUAUGUGUGAUUACAAACAUCACUGGCAAGAUGCUUUCGUUGGAGGGAUCAUUGGCCUUAUUUUUGCUUAUAUUUGCUACAGACAACAUUAUCCUCCUUUGGGUAAUACAGCUUGCCAUAAAUCUUACGUCAGCCUGCUAGAUCAGAACUCUGUGAAGAAAGAAGAGAGACCUACAGCAGAUAAUGCUACUGGCCUGCCUCUAGAGGGAAUAACUGAAGGUCCUGUAUGACUUUCAGAAAUGUGCAAAAAGAACUUUUAGCCAUCUCACAUUUCCUCCAAACUGGUCUCUUAACACGGUGUUUCCUACUGUAUGUGUUUUUUUCCUUUGUUUCGUUCCUUUUUAUAAAGAAAAAUGAAAUAUUUUGGGGUUUAUGCCAUAAUAUCAUCAUACUUUUAAAGUUAAAUUUUCAGUUCAUAGUGACUUACUGAAUUAUCUGUUUUCAGUCUACUGCAGAUAGAUAGACUACUUGGGGGAAGGGGAAAAAAAUGUUAAAAGCAAUCCCAUGUGGAGAAUGGUCGAGAAAGUAAUUUUAAGAUGUGGUUGAGGAUAUAGUAGAUCUGGAAACAGAUUUUCUGAAGUACUGAGUGACUCCUAGAAAGUUCUGGUCAUCUUCAGCACUCAUUGAUUUUCAAGGGUGAUGAGUACACACAGCCCUUUUCAUCAGAUGUUCAGCAUCUGUUGUGGCCAGCCAUUUCUUAAUAUAAUUUGAUAAACUGGGCAUCAUCGUUACGUCAUGUUGCCUUCUAACAUAAAAAUCUCCACGUGCUGGUAGAACUUUGCAUUAAUUGUCACAUUUUGACAGAGUCAUUCUGAGCUACUGAUGAUGAAGCAACCGAAAGGUAUGAAUGGUUAAGUGUUUGUAAGAGCCAAGCCCUGUGUACUAGUAGUUCCACAGGAUGAUGCUGUUGUUCAAGAUAUUCCACACUGUUAUAUGUUAUUGCAAGCUGAUAAUUUUAUGUUCAUAGGAUGGAUUAGAAACUUGGUAUUACAUCAUUAGCAAUUUUUUGAGACCUCUUGCAGUAAUUACCAUAAAAAAAAAAAAACAAAAAAAACCCACAAAAACCCAACAAACACCCAUGACAUUCAACAAGCUGAAGUCUUUAAAACAAAUUUUAAAAAAAACCCUAAAACUGUGAGGGUAAAGAAACGUGGUUUCUGUGAAUCUCAGUGUGCCAUGUUCAUUCUUGUGUAGUGACUCACUGCAGCAUUGGUGAUCUAAAGAAAUGCAGAUUUUCAUUUGUGACUUUGGGUGCACAACCAUGAACAUUUGUGGUGGUCUCCAGCACUGUAACAUAUCCAGGAGAAUGCUGGAGAUAGUUUUCCACCAGAUCCAUUUCACAUUUUCAGCUCAUCGUGUUCCUGAGCAUGGUGUUGGCGAAGGUUGGCUUGGUGCCUAACUGAAACUCACCUGAAUGAAAACACUGUUGGAAUGGAAAAGAUUAGGUGUAUGACUUUAAUCUAUUAUUGGUAGGAUCCUGUUUUGUUAUGUAUGCACUAUGCAGUAAACAUCACAUUCCUGUGAAACGAUGUACCUUUGGAUGGCAGAAUGUCAGAUUCCAGAAUUUUUUUUCCUUUGAUAUCCUGUGAAAAUGCAGGCAAAUGUUCCAGACCACAUCUUGGCAGUUGAACAUUUAUUAGCCAAGGCUGCUGGUUAAAGCAAUCAAGAUAGCACUGAUCAAUGACCAUUAUUAUGGUGCUUUAGACUGGAGGAGACUGCUGCCAUAACUAUAAUUUAUGUGUUCCUGUUGGAAUAUGUAUUGGCCUUGUAGGCAUUUUGUGAUUCAAACAGCUCAAUGUCUUUAUGUAAUGCUUGUCAUUUACUUUUCUCAAAGGUAAGCUUUGUAGAUUUUUUGGGAAAAGCUACUUCCUGAUUGGCAACACUUGAAUUUUUACAGAGAGCAAGUAAAUUAGAAUGUAAUAGGCAUGAACCCAGGAGGGUUCUGUAGGAAUUAGGCCUGAUCUACUUGUAAAACUGAUAUCAAUUUGUCCAUGUCAGUUGGAGACAGGAUUUUUUACUCACAGUUACAUUAUUCUGAGCUCUAGAAUAGAGAUGGUUACCCAAACAUAACAGUGUUUUUGCUGGUGUAUAUAUGCUAGUUCACAAAGCAUCAGCAAAGCAAAAUUAUUCUGGCAUUGCAUUUGCACUGGAUUUGACAGAACACUUCUCCAGUGUAACUGAGGUCUUAUUCUAGAAAUCCACACAGUUUAGUGGAGGUAUAAUCUUUCUAUAAAGUUUUUUAAACCAUCCUACAGAAUUGAGUAACAGGGAUAUAAUUUUCUAUUGCUUCAUGUGGGAGGAUUAAUGAAUGAAAGCCCUAGAGUAAGGGUAUCAUGUCUUUACAUUGUACAGGGCUUAGCCAUUAGCUUUUUCUUUCAGCAGGAACCCUGGUCUUGCAGGUUAUAUGCAAAUGUUAAAAAAAAAACAAACAAACUUAAAAUUAGAACUUCAAUACUGAUGCAUAGAGCAUUUUGCAUGUUUUUUAUAUAGAUCUGGCUUAUUCUUAAAAAUGAGUGCAUCCUCCUAACUGUGCUGUACACAUUCCCAGUAUUUUAAUGGCUUUUGAUACGAACAAGCUAUUUUCUUUGGGAUGAGGAAAGCUUAUACAGCUCUCAAAUGAGUAGUGGCUGUUAAAAGGUUGGAACAUGAAGUGUAAUGCAGCCUAAAUAUAUUGCAAGAGUAGUAGUUGGUGAACUUCGCAAAGCAGUAAAGAAUAACAUUUUAAUGGGAACAAUUAAAUUUAAAGUCAUAAAAUAGACAAUGUAAAAGCUUUUAUUAAAAUGUAAUUAAAAUUAUGAAAGACUUAAUGAAGUGGAGGGAUCUGUAGGCAAUGUUAAUUACCAGUGCAGAGUCAGUGUAGGGAAGGCAUUUUUGUGGAUCAGUGUAUUUUAAUCUCAUGCUUUCUCAGUGUGAAGGAAAUGUAAUGUUGUAACGCACCAAUAAAACAACACAACAAUGUGGGUUUGUACAUCUGUGUGUCGUCAUUGUUUUGAGAAGAAUAAAAGUUAUCAAGUUAAUUUCA